Cyphellophora europaea CBS 101466 is the source of this 339-nucleotide messenger RNA. RefSeq names its product protein translocase SEC61 complex gamma subunit, archaeal and eukaryotic. NCBI's taxonomy places the organism in Eukaryota, Fungi, Ascomycota, Eurotiomycetes, Chaetothyriales, Cyphellophoraceae. Gene Ontology annotation, molecular function: transmembrane protein transporter activity. The coding region runs from base 1 to 339 and encodes 112 amino acids. The record is from RefSeq and is a predicted model, not a curated record. Gene Ontology annotation, biological process: post-translational protein targeting to membrane, translocation; protein targeting. The transcript is spliced from 2 exons. Gene Ontology annotation, cellular component: membrane; Ssh1 translocon complex.
AUGUCCGAUCAACCAAGCGCCAUUCAAGAGCUGGCCGAUGUGCCCAAGGAAUUUUUCAAGGAUGGCACACAAUUCAUCAACAGAUGCACAAAACCCGACCGGAGAGAAUUCAUCAAGAUCUCGCAAGCCGUGGGAAUGGGAUUCCUCAUCAUGGGCGCCAUCGGCUACUUCAUCAAGCUAAGUACGUCGCUUCCUCUGCUCCUCCAUCCUUCCCUCCCUCCCUCCUUUUCUUUCCCCACUCACACACCACUCUUCGCCCAAGCACACCGCGAAGCAACAUCAACUGACCAAGAUCCGCCCGCAGUACAUAUCCCGGUCAACAACGUACUAGUGGGAUAG